This is a messenger RNA of Caenorhabditis briggsae, 615 nucleotides long. The coding region runs from base 1 to 615 and encodes 204 amino acids. The transcript has 4 exons. The record is from RefSeq and is a predicted model, not a curated record. Lineage: Eukaryota; Metazoa; Nematoda; Chromadorea; Rhabditida; Rhabditidae.
AUGAGAAACACUGAAGUCAAUUUCAUCGAGAUUCCCGGAUUUCACGUGUGGACUCAGUUUUUCGUUAACGCUCAACCACCGACUAUUCCUCUGAACCCACUUGAUCAUUUCACAUUUUGUAUUUCCUAUGCCAAAUAUGCGCAAAACCCAACAGCAGAGAACAUCAUCGGAAAUAUUGCGCCAGACUUGGGAUGGAAAGAUCUGCCGAUGCCAACACAACUCCAUGUUCAAUCGGCGUUCCCAUUUAACGCGCUCCGCGGACACCCUUGCGUCGCCAACUGGCUCGAACCUUUUGAUAUCAGCAAAAUGAAACCGGCGACCACUUUGCUGGAGGAAAUGAGCGAUUGCUUCACUUUCUACUCGUUGGUUUUCAUGCAACUUGGAGUUCCUUCGUCUCUCCCCAUUAUCGAUAUGAUGCGAGCUUCUGCUAAGCUCCGUUUUCUCUGCCGCGUCCCACUCUGCAAAUUUUUCAAUGUUGGCUGCAAAAGCAAUGAGGAUCCAGCGCUCAGAAACAGAGCGGAAGAAGAAAAGUGCAUCAAGGAGAUCAUUCUCUGGAACAAACUGAUGAUGGAUCACGUGAUCCACUACGACGUCAAAAUGAAAAUGAAAUUCUGA